AUGUCGGGUGACACCUACUUUCGCCGCGCCAUCAAUUGGAUGUACGGCGACACGGCGUACCUGCAGAAGGUGCCUUCCCCAGAGAUAGGGGAAAAGCACGUCAAUGAGCUUCUUGGUCGUCACCCUUUUCACCCCUUCGAUCCGGAAAUGAAAUCGGACCACCCCUGCUACAAUGCAAAUGUCAUGCUCUACAAAUGUAUGACUGCAGACCAUGUUGAGGGGUACGAGCUUCACAUGAAACAUGUGAGCUGUUAUUUUCCAUACAAGACAGAGCUAAUGAAGUGCCUCGCAAGGGAGAAGCGUCGGGGGCGUGCCUUGGCAAGUCAAGCUGCAGCAGAGCAGUCUAGGGAUUGA
Messenger RNA from Trypanosoma conorhini, 354 nucleotides. RefSeq lists its product as uncharacterized. The record is from RefSeq and is a predicted model, not a curated record. NCBI's taxonomy places the organism in Eukaryota, Euglenozoa, Kinetoplastea, Trypanosomatida, Trypanosomatidae. The transcript has a single exon. Bases 1 to 354 code for a protein of 117 amino acids.